CUCGCUGGUCGUCAGUGCGUACGGUUGUAAAUUUUUGCUCGUUGCUACUUACCAGAAGAUAAAUAUUAGAUAAAAAAAAGUAUCCGGUGUGUUUUCUCUUCCCCUAAAAUUUUUUUAUCUAUUAAAGAGGAUUACAACAACAACAGUUGAAUUUGUUUUAAAAGAAUAAAUGAAAAUUUGAGAAAUAAUAAUAAAAAAAGUUAAAAGGCAAAAGAAAAUAAAUUGUUAAAAAAAAUUUUAAAAUCAAACAGAAAAAGUGAAAAAAUUAACUAAACAAAAAUUUUAUAAAAAAUGGAAAAAUCAACAGCCUCUUCUUCUACAUCCUCUGCCUCAUCCAGCUCUAGUAGUAGGAGCUCUGGAGGCUCGACAACAACAACAUUAGCAGCAGGCAGUAGUAGUAAUAAUACAGCAACAGCCUCUAGUGAAGCUAAUCAUCAUCACCAGCAACAACAACUACAACAAGAGCAGCAAAUUUUGCAAAAGCCUCAUCAUCAUCAAACUACUUCUUCGACUACUCCAACUAAAAAUCAACUUAAUAAUUCACUAGGGUGUGGUCCAUCAUCAACAUCCACAAUAACAACAACAACAACAAAAACAGCAGCAACAACAAUAACAUCUUUGGAUAAUAGAGGUGGCUGCAGCAGCAAUUUAAACUCCAACCAUAAUACAUUGUCGUCGUCGUCCCUUAACAAUACCUUGUUGGGUCAUCAAUCUUCAAUCAACACCACCACCACUUCUACUUCUACUAGUAAUGCUGCUACUUUAUCAAACUUAGCAUCAUCAUCAGGUUCAGCAGCAGUUACAGCUUCUUCCACCUCUUCGUCAUCGUCAUCGUCAUCCUCACAAAUGGCGCCAAUUAAUCUUAAUAUUAGCACAACAACUGGUGGCAAUUUUAGUGUGUCUGUAGAUCCUCAGAUUACGGUGGAAAAUCUCAAGAAAAUUAUUGCUAAAAAAUUAAAAGUGGCCAAGGAUCGUAUAUGUUUAUUGCAUCGUGAAAAGUAUGUAUCUUCUAUAAAAUAAUUAACAACCUUUUUAAGAUAAGUAUAAGAAUUAAAAACAUCCAAGUUGAUGCGAUUUUGGUUAUUGUUUUCUAAGAAUUCCAUUAAGUGUACUUAUAAUUAUUUCCGUUACCAUAUAGGAUGUCUAUAAUUGUAGUUACAGUUAGAUUAUACCAAAUUCGCAUACAAAAUACAAUCAGCCAUAAAUAUUGAACAUGAUUAUUAUCAUCAACAGCAUCAUUAUGAACAUCAGCUAUAUGUAGAGGAAAAAAAAAACACAAAUAUACUUUAAUAAAAGCUUCAAUCAAAGUUAAACAAAUGUUUGGGAAAAAAAAAACGUAAUUGUAGGUUUUACAUAUGUCAACAGAAAAUGUGUGAGAGUGUGUGUAGAGAGACAGGAUAUAAAAACUGAACAGACAGACAUAUAUUUACUUACUCCUCUCAUACACAAAUGUCAUCUUAAUCAACAGCAAUUCUAAAGUUAAACAUCAUCAUUAUCAUCAUGAGAAUACAGCAGCAUUUACUUUUAGCGUGUCUUGAAAAUUGUGAUUUUUUUUAUAUUUUGCUUUACUUUACACAUAAAACAAGUAGAGUAAUCAAUUUAUAAUAGAACCAGAUGAUGAUGAUCAAAUACAUAUAUUACAAACCAACCAAGCAUCCAUUUGUACAUACAUAUAUACAUACAUUCAUCAACAAACAAACACAAUUGAUUUCAUUUCAAACUCAAAAUUACGUUCUGAAUAAAAAAACUAGUGUUCAAUGAAUUGAUACUGAUUAUUGAUGGCGCCAAGAAUUGUCAGUUAGUUUAUUUAUUGUUGUUGUUGUUGUGGUACAAUCAGUAGUAACAGCAGCGGUAGUAGUGGUUAACAAGUAGUGAUUUUAAAAUGUCAGUCAUUAGUAGUUUUUUUGUUGUUAUUUUAAAUUAUUUACUUUAAUAUACAAUUUUCAAAUGCUUUUUGUUUAACGUUAAUCAAUUGUUUUUUUA
Molecule: messenger RNA, 1983 nt
Organism: Lucilia sericata (common green bottle fly)
Lineage: Eukaryota; Metazoa; Arthropoda; Insecta; Diptera; Calliphoridae
Exons: 3
Coding region: 292-1020 (242 amino acids)
Cellular component (GO): nucleus
Molecular function (GO): protein binding
Source: RefSeq, a predicted model, not a curated record